Humulus lupulus (European hop) is the source of this 1388-nucleotide messenger RNA. Its product is annotated as cinnamoyl-CoA reductase 1-like. The record is from RefSeq and is a predicted model, not a curated record. The transcript is spliced from 6 exons. Lineage: Eukaryota; Viridiplantae; Streptophyta; Magnoliopsida; Rosales; Cannabaceae. The coding region runs from base 67 to 1041 and encodes 324 amino acids. Gene Ontology annotation, molecular function: oxidoreductase activity, acting on the CH-OH group of donors, NAD or NADP as acceptor.
GAUUUUAAAUGAAGUUAAGAUUGGAGACUAGCUAAAUACCCAUUUUCAGUUGAAAUUCGGAGUUCCAUGGCGUCGGCGGUGGUUGAGAAAAGGCGUAAAGUGGUCUGCGUGACCGGGGCCGGUGGCUUCGUCGCUUCCUCGCUCGUCAACCUUCUCCUUUCGAACGACUAUAUUGUCCACGGAACUGUUCGACAACCCAACGAUGCUAAGUACGCUCACUUAAGUAGUCUGAAUAAGGCAUCGGAGAAUCUCAAGCUAUUUAAAGCUGAUUUGUUGGAUUACGGUUCUCUGGUCUCUGCAAUUCAUGGCUGCAGCGGAGUGUUCCAUGUUGCUAGUCCAGUUCCCCCAUCGUCAGUCCCAAACCCAGAGAUUGAACUGAUUGAGCCUGCGGUGAGUGGCACGCUUAAUGUGCUCAAAGCUUGUCGUGAAGCCAAAGUUGAACGAGUGAUUUACGUGUCUUCAAUUGCUGCUGUGGCCAUGAAUCCCAACUGGCCCAAAGAUCAGGUCAUGGAUGAAACAUCCUGGUCUGAUAAGGAUUACUGCAGAACAACUCAGAACUGGUAUUGUCUAUCUAAAACACUAGCUGAAAGUGAGGCUUUUGAGUUUUCAAGGAAAACUGGGCUUCACGUGGUGUCUGUCUGUCCCACCAUUGUUUUGGGACCGAUUCUACAGUCCAACGUGAAUGCAAGCACCUUGAUUCUCCUUAAACUUUUGAAAGAAGGGUAUGAGUCAAUUGAAAACAGACUGCGGUCUAUAGUAGAUGUGCGUGAUGUAGCUGAAGCAAUUCUUAUGGCGUACGAGAAGCCCGAGGCUGAAGGAAGAUAUAUAUGUACUUCUCACAUAAUUAAAGCAAAGGAUUUGGUGGAUAAGCUGAAGAGUUUAUAUCCUAACUACAAUUAUCCGAAGAACUUUACUGAAGUCGAGAAUGAAAAGAAAGUGAGCUCCGAAAAGCUGCAGAAGUUUGGUUGGAAAUUCCGGCCACUAAACGAAACUCUAACUGAUUCUAUUGAAAGCUACCGGGCAGCUGGACUAUUGGAUUGAAAAAGAAUUAGAAGACUUAUCACGGUUUCCAUGAAAGCAUAUGUUAUGCUUGUGAUUACAGACUCAAGAGUGUUCUUGUUUGUUAAUUUCAACUUUGAAUAAAGUUUUUGAGGGGUAAUGUUUGGCUUGUGAACCAUUGUUUUAUAAGCACUCUGGACCUUCUUUUUUUGUUAUUUCUCUAUUUGUUUGUGUAAUAAGUAAAAGCUAUCACUGAAAGAAACUUGGUUUCUUACUAUCGCCAAGGCUAUUGAUUCGAUUGUUUAGCAGUAGCAGCAGUGUCACUUGUAAGAUGGGAGUUAAUUCUCUAUUUACUGAAUUGAGCAGCUCUAAGAUACUGUUUCACUCAA